Sphaerulina musiva SO2202 is the source of this 2580-nucleotide messenger RNA. RefSeq lists its product as uncharacterized. Bases 72 to 2492 code for a protein of 806 amino acids. Lineage: Eukaryota; Fungi; Ascomycota; Dothideomycetes; Mycosphaerellales; Mycosphaerellaceae. The transcript has a single exon. The record is from RefSeq and is a predicted model, not a curated record.
GAAUUUGCGUGGAACGCGAAAUCUCAUGUCGGCGAUGCUUCUGGCUGCGGAAUCUGGAGAGUAGAGUUAGCAUGCUCUCGUUCCCGCUCCGACGAGCCCAGAUUGAGCUGCAGUCCCAUCGAAACUGGCUGAGAACAUUUGUGGUACGGUCGCGCCAUGGCGAGACGGCAUUCAAUAAGAAUGGCUCGGUGAGACUCUUCACCUCCAGCCAUCGACAUGGAGAUGGACAGGAUCAGGAAUAUGAAGACGAACAGAAACAGGAACGGAAGCAGGAACAGACGAGGAAGAAGUGGAAUGCCAUAGCCCGAGCGCGCUACAAGGCUGAUGCGGAGCAGUGGAGGAACAAGGACGGAGAGCAAGCGGCGGAGGGGAGCGAAGCAACAGCGGGAAGCAGGAGACUGUCGGAUGCACAGCGGCGAAAACGUGAACGUUGGGAGGCGCGACGAGCAGGACCACAGACAUAUCAGUUCAAGGCAUUUGGGCUUCGCGAGGAUCUCCUGACGGCCGUCAAGGAGAACAACACUGCUGCGGUCUUCCGUUUGUAUCGCGAUCUGCCCGAGAAGAAACCACUGGUCGCCGAGGACUUUCGAGCGAUUGCACAAUGCACACAUCAAGCCUUGAGAACCGAGAAUCAGCAGCCGCAACAACUCCAGCAAUCAGAGCGCAAGCAAGCCAUUGUGGGCUUUGCAGAGCUUCUGGUCAAAGAUAUUCGCCAUGGCAACCUCGUGCCUUCUAAGAGGGCUCACACACACUUGCUGGGCAUUUUCAAAGAGUCAGGAUACCUCGAUUCUGGCAUCAUGUUCUGGAAUUGGCUGGAGCCUCAAGAUGAUCAGCACGUGGGACAUGAAACGUAUGGCGCGGCCAUCGAAUUGCUCGCCAUUCAUGGCACUCCCCUUGAAGACCUCGAGUCACUCUACUCUAGGGCUUUGGCUCGCUUCCCAGGCAACUUUAGCGCAUACCACAUGUCCCCGAACGCCAUGCUUCCUGAUCGAGAAGCAAGUACGGCCGUGAAGGGGCUUCCUGUCAGCUUGCUUCAGGCCAUUACCACAGCGCGCCUCAUGCGUGGUGAUUCACGUCGAGCAUACCUUGCGCUAGAUACUGUUUUCAGACUCUUUCCUGCCGCAGUCGAAUCUCGCUUCAUCAAGCUCUUCUUGGAGGAACGACCAGUGUCUGAAGCCUACGCGGUCUUUGCACUAGCCUGUCGUGCAGGGCUGGUUCUGCCAUCUGUUGUUUUCAGGACUCUCCUUCCCAAGCUGCGAGCGGCGGCUGAGUCUCGCUCUGCUCAGCACCACAUUGCCUCACUUCGAGCAAUGUUAACAGCAACGCAUCUUCAGCUGGGAGCUACUGGCAAGGUCGUCCCGAACAACGUUGCCGAGCUGAUCAUCACGACGACCACCAUAUUCCGCCGUCCUGGAGUCGACAAGCUGGAAGGCAAGCAGCGUAAAAGGCUUGUAGACGCAAUUCUGCUCUUCGUGCGUCAGAUGUUCGAGACAUUUGCCCGAUUUGGUGUCCUGCCCAGUCCGGCAGCCUUAAAUUCCAUAUUGAUAAACGUUGCCGGCUAUGGUAGGUCCAAAGAGACGCUCGGCAUUGUGCUGAAAGAUUUCGAAGCUCUGAAAAUGACGCAGAAUGAGGUGACUCGACGCACCGUCCUUGCCAUUGCUGGCAUGUGGGGAGACCAAGCGAUGAUCGAGGAGUCGUGGAGCAAGAUCAUCGAGGCCAGAAGAGCGAAGGAUCAAUGGCCAGAUCCGACUGACUUCUUUGUUCUCAGCAAAUCCGUUCGCGCCACAGGUAAAGUAUCCUUUGCACGGGAGCAAUUCGAUACCUUGAAAAUGUUCAUUCCACAAAGUCACCACAGCUCGAUCGACUAUGCCAUCACCCAAGCGUACGAGCCCGAUACCGAUGUUGCUUCUGGCCACGAGCAAGUGAGCUUCGCCGAGCUUUAUGAGGGCAUAGAAAAGCUGAACGCCGACCUUGCCGUGCUUGAGCUCGAGACGCGGGAUCGACCUGCUGUCCAGGACUUUAGUGACAAGCACCUGUGCCUGACGCUUCUGCCGCCGGAGGGGGCGUUGAAAGCAUCUGAAGCAGUCAUGCGCCAAGUGUACGAUGAGAUGACCGCAGACCCUGGUACGCGUGCUGCAGUAGUACAUGACUCCACCACAGAUGCGGAUGUAGAUGAUAGGACCUUUGGAAGGGUUGUGCGUAGCGCUACGAACAUCACCCUUGGCGAUCUGCGCUACGAGACUUGGAAGAACAUCAACAAUUUACUUCAGCUUGCUGAGAAACACGAUGUAAGCUAUAACGAGAUUGUGGACAGGUGCAUUGCGGAGGGCAAAAGGCCGCCGAAGAGGGAAAUGGGCUUCACUGAGACGGAGAUGAGCAGCAUGAGUGGAAUUGGGCUGAGCGAAGUCGCUGCGCGACACAAGAAGAGUGAGGUCACUGUUGAGGAGUAUCGCGCAGAAGUCAAGAGACUCCGUGGGAUGGAUUCGCAGUGACAAAAGGAGAGUGUACGAGUAGGAUGAGUGUACAGUUGUAAAGAUAAUGUCAGGACUCUGCUCAAGCCCCAACAUGGGCACGAUCCCC